AUGUUGAACUCCCAGUGGGUGUCACAAUUUAUAUAUAUUCUCGAUUGUUUAGGGAGCUAUCAUCGCAGAUCGAACGAAUCAAAGUUUCCAAACGAUCAUUCUCAAGUCGCAUAUUCUCUUGAAGCUACUUCCUCUCAUUCACGUGAAGUAGCUUACUUUUGCGGCUGUAGAUGGUCUGAGGUCCUUCGAACACAACCAGUCCAUUACGCCUCUAGCCAUUUGCAGGCCUGGCCUGUCAGUCAAUUGCUCGAUGAUUUCAGCCGGCUGCCUGAGACUUCAACCGCCAACCAGAGACUUGGCGACGACCUGCCCCAGCAUUCUCAAGAAGUCCAUGAAGCUAUGGUUUUUCCUUCAUUUUCUAUGCAAUGUCAACCGGCGGGGGCACAUCUUCAAUACAAUUUCUAUCUCAUGGUUUUCUCUCAGUCGGGGCGUCAUCCAACUAUCCAGACAGAUAUUUCGUCCAGUUUCUCACUCAGUCAGCUCUACCUGCCCCAGCAUUCUCAAGAGGUCCAUGAAGCUAUGGCAGGAGCACAUCUUCAAUACAGUCUCUAUUUCAUGAUUUUCUCUCAGUCGGGGUGUCAUCCAACCGUCCAGACGGAAAUUUCGUCCACUUUUUCACUCAAUCAGCUGCCUACCUUUCCUGCUACUUGUUGUCGAGAUGGAGACACGCUUCCCAAUCUUCCAAAGUUAGAAUGGGGGGUAUACUGUCGUUGUAUUUGUUGA
Molecule: messenger RNA, 723 nt
Organism: Laccaria bicolor S238N-H82
Lineage: Eukaryota; Fungi; Basidiomycota; Agaricomycetes; Agaricales; Hydnangiaceae
Exons: 3
Coding region: 1-723 (240 amino acids)
Source: RefSeq, a predicted model, not a curated record